AUGGCUUCCGCUACUCGCCAGUUCGCCCGCGUGGCAACCCGAACCGCCGCCCGUAACGCCUUUGCCGUUGCUCCUCGCCAGGCUUUCCGCCAGCAGGGUCGCAGGUGGUACUCCUCUGACCCUGCUCCUCAGAAGGGCCCUUCCACGUUGUGGUACCUGACUGGUGCUGUUGCCGGCGGUCUCGGAACCUGGUACUACACUGCUUCUGGCUCUCCUUCCGCCGCCUCUAGCAAUAUCGUCAAUCCCACCAAGGACGAUUACCAGAAAGUCUAUGACGAGAUUGCCGGCCGCCUGGAGGAAAGGGACGACUAUGACGACGGUAGCUUCGGUCCUGUGCUGCUGCGUCUCGCUUGGCACGCCAGCGGCACCUUUGAUAAGGAAACUGGCACUGGUGGUAGUAAUGGUGCCACGAUGCGGUUUGCCCCCGAGUCAGACCAUGGUGCAAAUGCUGGUCUUCUUGCCGCCCGUAACUUCUUAGAGCCUGUCAAGGCCAAAUUCCCCUGGAUAAGCUACUCUGACCUCUGGAUCCUCGGUGGUGUUUGCGCCAUCCAGGAGAUGCAGGGCCCCUAUAUUCCCUACCGCCCUGGCCGUUCUGACCGUGACAUCGCUGCUUGCACUCCUGACGGUCGUCUCCCCGAUGCGACCCAGGGUGCUGACCAUCUCCGCAACAUCUUCUACCGCAUGGGAUUCAACGAUCAGGAGAUUGUUGCCCUUUCUGGUGCUCACGCUCUUGGUCGCUGCCACACCGAUCGAUCCGGAUUCACUGGUCCGUGGACUUUCUCUCCCACUAUCCUAACCAACGAUUACUAUCGUCUGCUACUCGAGGAGAAGUGGCAGUGGAAAAAGUGGAACGGUCCCAAGCAGUACGAGGACAAGACUACCAAGACUCUCAUGAUGCUUCCCACCGACAUGGUCCUCGUUCAGGACAAAAAGUUCAAGCCCUGGACCGAAAAGUAUGCCAAGGAUAACGACUUGUUCUUCAAGGACUUCUCAGCUGUUGUUACCAAACUAUUCGAGCUCGGCGUUCCUUUCGCAGAGGGCACUGAGAACCAGCGAUGGAAGAUGAAGCCCACUUGGGAUGAGUCCAAAUAA
This is a messenger RNA of Metarhizium album ARSEF 1941, 1092 nucleotides long. RefSeq names its product cytochrome c peroxidase precursor. The transcript has 3 exons. Bases 1 to 1092 code for a protein of 363 amino acids. Gene Ontology annotation, biological process: response to reactive oxygen species; hydrogen peroxide catabolic process; cellular response to oxidative stress. Lineage: Eukaryota; Fungi; Ascomycota; Sordariomycetes; Hypocreales; Clavicipitaceae. The record is from RefSeq and is a predicted model, not a curated record. Gene Ontology annotation, molecular function: heme binding; peroxidase activity.